CGUGUAUGUAGAGUAAGUGGGUUUUGGAUCAUAAUCCUCUCUUGUGCUUUCUGAAAACCUUCUGAUCCCAUUUUCUUGCAUCCUCUUCCUUCCCAUUUUGCCUUUGGACUCCUUUUUCUUCAAAAGUUCUCGGCCAAAGAUGGCAUUCGCUGCUGCGGAAGCUAUCCUCAAGAAGUUGGCUCCCCUUGCUGCUGAGCAAGCAGGUCUCCUCUGGAGCUUGAAGAGCGAUUUCCUGAAACUGAAGAGCACGGUUUCCUCCAUACGUGCGGUGCUGUUGGAUGCCGAGAAGCGAUCGGGCGAGAACAAUCAGGUUCAAGACUGGCUCGAUAAACUGAAACAGGUGCUUUAUGAUGCUGAUGACUUGCUGGAUGAUUUCUCAACGGAGGCUCUGUUGAAGCUGCGGAGGAAUGAUGGGAAUCGCUGUCUGAACGAGGUAUGCCUCUUCUUUACGCGUUCCAACCAAUUGGUUAGUGGUCUAUUGAUGGCACAUCGGUUGAAGGCCAUCAGGAUCAAGCUGGAUGAGAUUGAUGAGAAUCGAAGGAAGUUUAAUCUUGAAACGCGCCUUCGAGAUCCGGCUGCUGCUGCUGCGAUCAAGCGGGAGAGGCAGACUGACUCCUUUGUUCCAUAUGGAUUUGUUGGGAGGGAGGAAGAUAGCAAGAAAAUAAUUGCUAUGUUGUUGUCAUCGACCAACGAUGAGCAGAAAAUCGAGGUUAUUCCGAUUCUUGGAAUGGGCGGUCUCGGAAAAACUGCUUUGGCUCAGUGUAUCUACAACGAUGAGACUUUGUCUACUUGUUUUCAGUUGAAAAUUUGGAUAUGUGUUUCGGAUAAUUUCGAUCAAGUACUAUUGGUCAGGAAGAUGUUGGAGUCUAUAACCCGACGUAAAGUAGAAGAUCUUGACUUGGACAUCUUGAAAGGGGAACUUAAGAAGGAGAUGGAUAAUAAGAGGUUCUUGUUAGUGCUGGAUGAUGUUUGGAAUCAUGGUGACUACAAGGGCAAUUGGGAUAGCUUGAUGAGUUUUUGGUUGCAGGUCGGGGCAGUUGGUAGCAAAGUUAUCGUCACUACUCGUCUUGGAGAUAUCGCGAAUCACUUCGCAACAAAGGGGAUUAAACCACACAACCUAAAAGGUUUAUCUGAGGAAGAAUCGUGGUUUUUGUUUGAACAUAUAGCAUUCGAGGGUGAAGUGGAAGGUGGUGAAUCAUUUGUAGAGAUAGGAAAAGUGAUCAUGAGAAGGUGUGUGGGAGUUCCUUUAGCCAUAAGGGUGAUUGCAGGUGCCCUAUCGUCUAAGAGCAACAUUGUUGAUUGGGAGGUUGUAAGAGAUAAACAGGCACUAUUAGAUGGGGACGACGAGAGAAGAAUUUUGGGUACUCUUAGAUUGAGUUAUGACAACCUGCCUUCUGAACUGAAACCGUGUUUUGUUUAUUGCAGCCUGUUUCCGAAAGAUUCUAACAUUGAGGUGAAAUUGUUGGUGCAAAUUUGGAUGGGGCAAGGAUUUAUCAACUCUAAUCAGUCGUCAUCUGCUUUAUUUGAGGUUGGAGUUGAAUAUUUCAAGAGUUUGCUGUCUAGGUUCUUUUUUCAAGAGCCAGAAAGUGAUCGAUGGGGGAAUGUAUAUCAGUGUAAGAUGCAUGAUUUGAUUCAUGAUGUGGCCCUGGAGAUUGCAAGUGAUGAGAUUAUGCCUUUAAAAGCUUCAGAUUCAAUGGAAGGUAGUGUCAGCUUUGACAGGCUUCGACACAUAUCGUUCGAUUUUGAGGGAAAAUCGAGAGAAGCAUGGAAAGCUCCACAAGCGUUAGCUAAUGUAACAAAACUGCGAACUUUUCUUCCUAUAAAUACACGCUUUUAUGGCAUUGAUGGCAUCGAGGAGCAUAACUGUGAGAUGAUCUUCUCAAAUAAUACUAGGCUGAGAGUUUUAAGUCUCCACGGUGCUAAACUGGAGAGUGUGCCCCGCUCCAUCCAUAACUUGACACAUCUCAGGUACUUAAAUCUUGCUCACAACCCUAUGGAGGUGCUCCCAGGCGAGAUUACGAUACUAGUAAAUUUAAAAGUGCUCAUACUAGAUUUUUGUGAUAAUCUCAAGCAAUUGCCACGUGAUAUUGUGAAAUUGACUGAUCUCGAGUUUCUUAGCCUCGUUCAGUGUUCGAGUUUGAAAGGGUUGCCACUUGGGAUCGGGGGGCUCGCUCGUCUGAGAGAAUUGUCCAUAUUCAUUGUGCCAGCUGCAUCAUACUAUUCACAUGGGGCAGUCCCUGCUAGAAUCAGCGAGCUGGAGCAUCUCGACAAUCUAAGUGGGAAAUUGAAGAUCAUAAAUCUGGAAUUGGUGAAAGAUGAGGCUGAAGUGAAGGCAGCAAGUUUGUUUCGGAAGCAACAUCUUCAAGCAUUGACAUUGAAGUGGAGCUUACCGAGACGAGUUUUUGCUGGCAGGGAUGUUGGGGUACUAAAGGCGUUGGAGCCACAUAACAAUUUGAAGGAGCUAGAGUUGGUUGGUUAUGGCGGUCGCAGUCUACCUAGCUGGUUCUCGACUUCUCUCCAGAAUCUGGUUCACUUGGAAUUGUGUAAUAUAGGUCGCUUAAAGUACUUGGAGGAUGACGCUGGGCAGUUUCUUCCCCGCUUGAAAUAUCUCUGCAUUCGCAACUGCCCCAGGCUAGUAAGCUGGAGGUCAACUACAGAGAUAGAAAUGUCGCAGUUCCCUUCUCUUUCACAUCUCGAGAUUGAGAAGUGCCCGAAACUGGUACGGCUUCAUCAUUUUUCGGCGGAUAUUGAAAGGGUUGAGUUAAGAUAUGUUGACCGCAAACUGUUGGACCAGUUUGUUGCCUCACUUCCACCACCCAGCUCCCCUUCGCGGCUCCAAGAACUGACAAUCGAGGGGAUAAGAGGCCUUCGAAUUUUGCCGCAAGGUUUACUCCCACAUCUUGCAUCCCUUGAAGUUUUGCGGAUAGGGGAUUGCUGGAACCUAACGAAUCUGUCUCCACCGGCUACUAGUCAACAACAACAUCUCACUUCCCUCCAGUUCUCUGUCCUACCAAACCUCCGUCGCUUUGAUAUCUGGGGACUUCCAGGGAUGAAGCGUCUACCAGAGUGGCUUCAGCAUUCCUCUAACUUGCAGACGCUUUGGAUAUUAAGCUGUGACGGUCUCAAGUGCUUGCCAAAAUGGCUACCCAAGCUCACAGCGCUAGAUAUUCUGUGUGUAGAUGACUGUCAUUUUCUAUCAGCCAGAUUGAAGAGUAGAACGGCCGAGGACUGGCCCAAAGUUGCUCACAUUCGGAAGAUUGAAUUUAAUUACACCACCGUUCAAGCUGAUGGUAACUACGUGAGAGUAGAAGAACCAGCAGGCGAAAACCAACUUCAAGAACAAGAAGCAAGUGAAGAAGAAGAAGAAGAAGAAGAAGAAGAAGAUCAUGCUAGCGAGGGCGAGGAAGAAGAAGACGAUGAUCAUGAGGGCGAGCUCGAGGAAGAAGCAGAAGCAGAAGGACUACCCCUGGGCAUUCCGUCUCCAAGGAUGUGGUCAGAUUGCAUUGCGAGAUUGACUUGUAACCUGUUCCAAAGAUGCUUUCUGGGCUAGUUACCAAACGUUCUCUCCCGGGUAUUUUGAUGCAUACACACGAGACUUAUCGCAACCUGCAUGCAUAUCCGACAAACUAGUGAUCACUAUCGCCGUCUGCAGAGUUAUUUGUGAGACCUCUGUGGCGUACAAGCUUGUUCUCUUGGACCAAAUUAGACAAUUUCAUUCCAUGUUUCUUGACAAUAGUUGCAUCUUGCUUGUUUUCUACCAGCUUAAAUUCCACCAUGUGGGGACUGGGACUAGUUCUGUUCUUAUCUCUUUCUUUGUAACAUUUGUUGUAUUUUGGAGUUGUGUUCCUUUUGUGCCUGGACAAGAAUUUUUCAGUGAAGAGGAGGAAGAACUGCCCUUGGGCAUUCCGUCUCCAAGGUACACUCUUCUUUACGAUAUCGAUGAACAUAUUCUUUGAACCAAAAUAAAAGCGGUCUCCAACAUUGUUUUAUUUUUAUCACUGCAGGAUGUGUUCAAUGUAUACACACCAGACUUAUUGCAGCUUCCAUGAAUAUCCGGCGAAGUAGUGAUCACUAUCGAAGUCUGCACGUUCAUUUUGAGACCUCUAUCGCGUACAAGCUUGUUCUCUUGGAUCAGAUUAGACCAUUUCAUUCUGUGUUUGUUGGCAAUAGUUGCAUCUUGCUUUGUUGUUUUCAACUAGCUUGAACUUCCAUCUUGUCGUACUAGUCUUGUUUUUCUGUAUUUCUUUCUCGUAAACUUCGUUAUAUUUUGGAGUUGGGGCCUGCUAGUUAGAGAUUUUGUCAUAAUGCAGCUGUCACUCGCUUGAAGUAACAGAUUCAUUUGCAGCAGCAAACUCCUCAACACUGUCUUCUGUUGUUGUGUUCUUACAAGCCCAAUCUGGCAUAGUUGGUAAUGGCAAAACUUCAGUAUAAUCGAUGGGAGAUUCCGAAUAAGUUAUCUGCUAUGAA
Messenger RNA from Linum trigynum, 4467 nucleotides. NCBI's taxonomy places the organism in Eukaryota, Viridiplantae, Streptophyta, Magnoliopsida, Malpighiales, Linaceae. The record is from the annotation of a GenBank genome assembly.